AUUUUUUAUUGAUUAUCAAAUAUUUCAAAAUGAAUGAUUCUACAACAAAGCUCCAUUAUUUGGAGUUUUUAUGUGGAUACUUUUUGGAACCAAAAGACAUCAUGAACCUGUUCCCAGGUGGAACUGGUCUGUAUUCGUCAGUUGGAGAUGCGUUAAUGUCUAUUUCGACAACUGGUGACAAUGGGAGGAAACAAAGAGUUAACAUUUUUCUUGAAUGGCUCAAUGCAGAUGACGGUUAUGGUGGCAACAAAUACCAAGAGUUUAUUGAUGUUUUAAAAAAAGAGACAAAUUACUGUUGGCUUGUUCCUCUGUUGACGGAUUGUGAUAAUUUCGAUGCUGAAUCUAUAUUUCGAUAUCUCAAAAAACCUGAAAAGAUCAAAAGAAUUUUUCAAGUGAUUUUCCCUGCAUUGGAAAAUAUAAAUGUUAAUGAAUUACUUAUUCAUUUGGAAAAUGAUCUUUCUGAUGAUGACAGAGAAGGAAUUGAAAACAUCGCAUCACGAUUAACUUCUAGGCAUGGAAUGUUUGCCCUAUUAAACAAUCUGAUUUACAAGGCACCUGGCUGGAUCAGUAAUUUCAUUGAUGCAGUGAAGGAAUUAAAUUACAAUGCUACUUCUUCUAUGUUUGAAGAUGUUGAAUAUGCUGAUUUAGCCACAGCUUUAAAAGAUUAUUUUGAAUGCUUUGAUGACAGUGUUGUUAAUGAAUUAGUGGUUGAUGAACAGCCAGAAGCAAUGAAUGAACAGAUGGCAUGUAUUCAACAAGGAGUGACGAGUUGUUUUAUAUCUGACGCAGAUGUUCCUUCGUGCAGUUUGAUGAAAAGAAAACAAAACGAUGAAAAAGAGAAUUGUCAAAAACAUUUUAGGCUUUCUGAACAACAACACAUUGAAAUCCCAGCCCAACCAGAAUCUAUGCAAUAUGAGCUUCGCAAUUAUCAAAAAGAGUUGUCUAAGUUAGCAUUGAAUGGCACAAAUGUUAUAAUAUGUGAAAGAACCGGAUCAGGAAAAACCAGAGUUGCUGCUCAUAUAAUAGGAGAACACCUUAAAGGAAAGGUUACUAAAGUUGGUCAAUGUGAAGAACAAAAAGUUGCCUUUUUUACACCAACUGGAGGACUUGCAGAGCAACAAUGUGGUAAAAUGAAAGACUAUCUUCCCAACAUAAAGAGGAUUGACAUGCUUCGUGGGAAUCUUGAGGAUCACUUGGAGAAAGAUUUUCAAAAGCGAAUUUACAGUUCUGACUUGAUUGUGAUGACUCCACAGAUACUGCUGAAUUGUCUGAAAGAUAACUCAGUGAAAUCAUUGUUUGAUUUUUCGAUGAUGAUAUUUGAUGAAUGUCACUAUGCACAUGCUUCCCAUCCAUAUGCUGAAAUACUCAGAAGAUAUUUGAUUGAGAAAAAGCCUAAUGCAAAUGCAAAGCCAAAUGCAAAAAGCCAAACUAUUCAGAUCAUUGGAUUAACUGCAACCCUCGGAGUUGGUGCUUCAGUUAGUAUUGAUGGAGCUAAAGAUCAUAUUUUCAAAUUACUUGGUAUCAUGGAUGCAGAAGAUGGAAUAGUAUAUGUGAAAGAUCCUGAUAAUGUAGAUGAAUUGAAUAUUGUUUGCCAUGCUGCAUCAGAAGAAUCUAUUCGAAUAGAUAUUGAUGACGAUGAUGACUUUUUCAGACAGCUUAUCAGAGAAACAACGACCCAGAUAAUUUUUUUGAUUGAAAAACUUGAUGUGUCAAAAGCUCUUGGAGAUACAGUUCUGAAAAAGGGAAACUUGACAACAUUGGAUAAAGAGUUUGAAACUUGGUGCUGUAAACUUCGUCACGCAUCUGGAAAUUUGAGUGCUGAAGACUCUAAGGGACUUGGAAGAGAUGCAAGAUCAUGUGCCGAUGCUUUGCAGUGUCUAUACAGUGCAUAUACAAUUUGCUACAACUGUCAUUCUAUUCAUGCAAUUGCUAAGAUUGAAGAUUUUGUUGAAAAACAUUACAUUGCUGAGAAGGAAAAAAAUACAACUGCAGAGAAUAAUCUGCAUGAAUUGAUAGCUGACACUUUGAAUAAAUUGGUCAAUUGUGUUGAUGAUACCAAAAAUAAAACAUUGGAUAUCAUGAAAGCAAAAAUAAUCUCAAAGUCACAAAAUGAUGAAUUUAGAUGUAUGGUUAUGGUUUCCAGAAGAUAUUUUGCCGAUUGUAUCAAAAAUUGGAUUAGUGGAGAUUCGGAGCUAGGACAUCUCAAACCUCUGGUUUAUAUCGGAAUUGGAAAUAAAAGUUCAAGUGAUUGCCCAGGUAUGAGCCACUCUGCUCAAAAUGCAGCCCUUCAAAAAUUUAAAAAAGGUGAUUGCAAAGUACUUGUCUGUACUCCCGAUGCUGCUGGAGUAGGGAUAGAUAUUCCAGAUUGCAACCUGGUUAUAACAGUUGACUGUGUGAAGAAUGAAAUAUCCAAAGCACAACUUUCAGGUCGUGUCAGAGCAAAAAAUGGGGAGGUUCUCCAUAUUUACUUUGGAAAUAAUAUUCAUAAAGAUAAACUCAGCGGAGAGAAACUGCAGCUCAUGGAAAAGGCUAAAAGACAGAUUCACAAAAUGCUGAACAAAAAUCCUGAUGAUUAUAGGAAUCAAAUGCUCUAUGGACGAAAAAUGGCGUUAGAGGAUUUGGAAAAAGCUGAAAUGAAAAAGCUAGGCACAAAAAUUCUACGAGUUGAAGGAGGAAAUUUAUUGUUGUGUCGCAAAUGUAGUGUAAUUGUCUGUCACACUCGUGAAUUAAUCAGAAUGAAUGGAAAUCAUCACACAGUUGAUCGCAUUGAUUUUAAAGAUAAGUUUGCAAAAGUUCCACACCAAUCCAGAGGAAAUAAAAUUGCGAAUGGAUCCAUGACACAUUUCAACAAAAUUAGCUGUGAUAAAUGUAAGCUUGACUGGGGAAAUGAGGUAACGUGGAAAAAUUACCUGAUGCCAAUUAUCACGAUCAAGGGUUUUAAAAUUAAGGAUCAGAAAACAGGAAAAGUUUUCCAGCCAAGAAAAUGGAAGGCAACACGUCUAAAAAUUCUUGAAAAAAGCAGAGACAAGUCUCUUUAUGAUAAACUAUUUACCAAGUGCGACGAAAGUGAAGUUUCUCCUGACAGCUCCGGGUCGACUUGUUGAUAUGUCCCCUGUGAUAAACAGUAUAAUCGCACUCGUAUUUAACAUUUUUCCGUGACUUUUUUAUUAUUUUAAAAUUCCAUUAUAAUUCAUGCAAACAACUCAUUGGUGAAUAGAAUAUUCUUCUACUGUUUUCUAUUUCAUGCCUCAAACUUGCUUCAAUAAUCCAUGUAGAUUGUACACAAUCUUAUUGAAAAUCAACCAUGUACUUUGUACCUCUCUCACCUUAAAAAGUAAUGGUCCAACUCGAGCAAACGCCAGAGAUGAUUGUAUAUGUCUAUUAUUAUCACAUCGCACGGCAGUAAAAAUAAUUUAGUGCUCAAUAUCACACACCUUAUUUUUUAAAUACUCACAACUUCGGGACUUCAGAAUGUUAAGCUGUAAGUGUGGAGGAAUAGUUAAUGAACUUGACGUCACCCACAUGCAAAAUUUAGUGAAUGUGUGUCUUUACUUUUUAUACAUAUUUUAAAUCUUGUAUUUGCAUACUUUGCUUAUAAUUCCAUGUCAUUGAGUAUUUUUAGGAAUGUUGAAAAAUUAUUUCUAUUGUAAUUUAAUAAUAAUAAUUGUAUAACUGAAAACUUGAUCUAUUUUAGUCUACUUAAAAAGUAUGAUAUGAACAAUGUAUCAGAAUGAGAAAAACAUUUCGAUGAUUCUUUUUCUAGUCGAUAUGGCUCUCAUCAUUCGCAACAUGUUGUAAUGGAUCGUACCUCAAAUUGUUACUAAAUGCGGUGUACAUGAAAUUUGAUAAAACACGUUUAAUUGUUUCCUUUAAUAGUGAUCAAUUUAUUUAAUUUAUGAAGCGAUGCCGAAUACCGGACAUUCUUCAGUAUCCUAAUCCAAUAGUUGUAUUGUAUUCGCUUUUUGAAUAUUCGUGCUGAGGAAUGGAAACGUAGAACAAAACAUAGGUGAUCAUGCUGUGUUAUUUUUACCAAUUUCCUAUAUUUAGUAAAGUAGCCUACGUGAAUAUAUUUGUUAUAUUUAAAAUAGUGUAUGUAUUAAUUCAAAAUCUAUGACACGAUGGUUCGUUAGCAGGAGACAGAGAUUCAGUUAUUGGACACGUCAGUGUACAUGACAAUCGUUUCAAUAUUAUGUUGUUGUUCUUGUUAGUGUUAUUCUACACUUUCGUCAUGAUGAAAUCGCUUUUCUCUUCGAACAUUGGAACAAUUGAUUGGUUUUCGGUAGUUAAAGAUUGAUUUUUGUGCCAGAAGGCUAUUACUUUUACUUAUUUCAAAAAUUUCUGUGGACUUUAAGAGAUUCAUUUUUUAUGUGUCA
Molecule: messenger RNA, 4373 nt
Organism: Styela clava
Lineage: Eukaryota; Metazoa; Chordata; Ascidiacea; Stolidobranchia; Styelidae
Product: antiviral innate immune response receptor RIG-I-like
Cellular component (GO): cytoplasm
Molecular function (GO): nucleic acid binding; ATP binding
Source: RefSeq, a predicted model, not a curated record